This is a messenger RNA of Sungouiella intermedia, 1410 nucleotides long. Lineage: Eukaryota; Fungi; Ascomycota; Pichiomycetes; Serinales; Metschnikowiaceae. The record is from the annotation of a GenBank genome assembly.
AUGUCUGCAGCUAUUAUCCCUGGUGAGGGCCUCAACCAUACCUUAAUGUUGGGUAACUCUCUCUAUGUCACCGUCAAUAGACUCAAGGAGCUGAACCAGCCGCUCAAGAUCGCAUACGCCUCCCAGAGCUUUCUAGACACACCCAUAUUGGUUACACUUCCCAAGUUGGGUGUCCGGCUCAUGUUUGAGAGCUCCCGCAACCAAGAAUUGGUGCUUAUCGAGGUUCUAAAUUUUGACCAUAUGAAGUUGACCUACAACGGCGACUUGCUUAAUGACAUCGUUUACACUACUCCCAGCAAUGAGGAGCUCGUGGGAAGCUCCGAUAUCCUCGGUCUCACUGAUCGUAAGCAAGUGCUGCCGCCAAAACUCAAGGAGAUCUACAAUAAGAUAUUUGGUCCCACAUAUCCGGGUGUUCUCAACUUGGAAAAGAAAACGUAUGUACUUAGCUAUCCGGGAGUGUCAUUCAAGUUUCGACUUGAGCUGCGCGAAUUAUUGGCCAAAGUAGCCCAUUUGUCCGACAAGAACGACAUCUUGUCCAAACUCACCAAUUGGGACCGUGCCCAUGAUAUACCAUGUGAGUCCGUGGCCAUUUUCAAAGGCGAAGACUACUACGAUUUUCAUCGGAAGUUGCGUGCCAUUUCAAGAAAGUAUGUGGCGCCUCCGGCCAAGAAGGCCACGCAAUUGUCUAUCGAGAAAGUCUCAGUGAAUCUAGAGGAGGGUACAGCUGAAUUCAAAUUUUUAGCCGAGAAUGAGACACCUCAGGCAAAAAUCACCAUUGGUGAGACAACUCAGCAAGAUAUAUUGCGGCUUUUGGGUCCCCCGGAUGCAUACUUCAACAAAUUUGACUCUAGGUUGCUUAUUCAUAAACACCUCAAAACAGUGAGCAAUGAAACAGAAAACUCAGGUUCUGUGCAAAAGUUUCAUAACUACUUUCGCCAUGGCAUAGAUUUUCUUUAUAACUUGAACCCUCCGCUGCAAGGUGGAGGCAUUCUCGAGAAGAUUAUCUUCCAUAACGGAGGCAUUGCCGAGUCGCUCGACUUUAUGCAAUGGAACAAGUGCAAUUGGGAGAUCUCAGCUCACCGGCACAAUGAAGUUAUGACCGUUGAUUCGCUGAUGUAUUUUGAUGAGUUCAGUUCGGAUUUUUUGGAUGCUAUUAAGAACGACAAGGCUGGACCAGUUCUCUUGAACAGGAACGAAUCAGAGAUCACCAACGACGAAGACUUGGAGAUCAUCCAAGUAGGUGAGCUAGACAAGCAAGUACUUUUUACGCAGUCGUCGGAGCUGCUUGAUUCAAAGCCGUCUAAUGAAUUUAAGACGUGGGGCCAGCUGAAACUAUACGGAUACAACCGGUGUAUCUGGGAGGUUCUUGAAACCAAUAAUUGCGUGUCUACAGUAACUGUGUACAAGUAA